GUACGGAGUACUUUGAACUCUAUCAGCCGCUGCCGUGAGUCAGCUUUAUCAUUAAGGCAUGUAAUACAAAGUACAAAGUACAAAGUACAAAGUACGCCACGUAAGGUACCUUACUUUGUACAGGACAUCAACCUUCAUUUCCUUUUUUUUCGGACUUUAUUUCUUUACUUUUCGCUUUUGCUUUUGUUUAUUUCUGAGAUGGCAUCGGCGAAAGUCAGUUGGACCUUUUUUUCCUCCUUUUUUUUUUGCCCUUUUUUGCCCUUUUUUGCCCUUUUUUUUGCCCUUUUCAUCCGCCUUCUCUUCCGCCGUCUCUUACUUUUCCUAAAUUCACACCCUCCCUCGACGAAUCGGUACUUCACACCGGGGUGGGAAGAUCAAAAGAUAACGCCCCGCCGUCCCAACGAAUCACCGACCCGCCCAUAUCGAGAUCAUCGGGUCUCCCCGUAUCUCCAUGCCCGGGACAAAUCCAUUGGCCGUUUUCCAGGUUUUGAUGUUCUGAUAUGUGACGCGAAAGGCAGGCUUCCAGAAGAAAAGGAGAAAAAGAGUGCUUGCAAUGGCUUAUUAGGUUUGUCUCUCGAUUAGAAAUAAAGAUACCUUGGACCAGGGAAACUCGAGGUUAUACCUGUACACAAUUAUCUCGAUCAAUUUACCCUUCAAUUUUGACCCGAUUCAACGGUUACGGUUACGCUGUAUCUGACAGGGGGCGGAAGACCGCGACUCCAGAAAGACGGCCCAUGCAUAACGUAUC
Messenger RNA from Sodiomyces alkalinus F11, 748 nucleotides. RefSeq lists its product as hypothetical. The transcript is spliced from 2 exons. Lineage: Eukaryota; Fungi; Ascomycota; Sordariomycetes; Glomerellales; Plectosphaerellaceae. Bases 199 to 582 code for a protein of 127 amino acids. The record is from RefSeq and is a predicted model, not a curated record.